UACCAGAGCGGGCGCUCAUCGGCACGGAUUGCUGUCGCAUCGGGCCAGGAAAAAAGGCCUGUCAGCCAGCAAUAAAUACAAAAACCACAACGAAAGCCAAUUGAAACCUGUGGCCACUUGUCACACACAUAGCCAAAAGUGCCAGUGACAGUUGUUUGCAACAUUCUUGGCAUCUGUCUCGAGUGGCAGAAGUAAAAAAAGGAAAUAAAAGAAAAUUAAUAUAUAUACAAAGGAAAUACCGGCUGGACAGUGGAAGUCGCGUGUGCGUGUUUCGAUUUUGCGGCACUACAAAAACCGAUACGAAACUCCAUUUAUGACCGCCGUAAGUCGUAAGCCGUGAGUUGUGGGUCGUCUUGUACGUGUUUACGUUAUACUUUAUGUACAAAAAAAAAACCAAGGAAAAACGUGCGGCAAAUUGCGGGCAACUUCUUCUUGGAGUGGGUAUAGAAAUCAAAAAGAAAUUCCAUUUUAACAAAUCGAUUUUGGGUGUUCUUUUUUAUAUUCGAGUGCGGACAGCAAUAUAAAUAGAGCCGCGUUCCGUGGGCUGAUGACAAAUUAAACUGUUGGCACACAACCAAAAAAAAAUCCAAAAUAGCUGAAAAAAAAUAUCUCAACGGCGUGGGCAUUAAAAAAUUACGAACCGCGCGUGUUAAAAGUUUGAGCUGUUAUCAACCGAAAACAAAACAACAACAACAGCAAGGACAACAAGAGUAGAACAGCAUUAACAAUAAACUGCGAUAAAAGCAACAGCAAAAUCGGGAAAAGUUUCAUUAUUUUGGUGGGGAAAGUGAGGAGGCGUCAAGGAGCCACAGGCACAAGGCAAAUCAGGAAGGACAAUGAAGGCGUCGCGGCCCGCCGGCUCAUCCUGCCCUACCGCCUCUCGAGGACCUGUCCCGCCAUCAUCAUACCGCUCCUCAUCAACGGCGGACGUAGGGCGCGUGUCGAGCAAUUCCCGUGUCGCCGACUGUUGCGCGCUUGAGUGCCGAAUCGACUUUUUGCCAUUGCCAACAGUUCGAGCAUCGCAGAGAUCCAAAGUUGAAGGAGGAGGAGCCUCGGUGGAGGACUGGGAAAUGGAGUGGAGGAGCCCGGUUGGCAAAUACUCGAAACUCGGCGGCGCAACUGAGGAGGCAACCAGGAUGACGGCGAACUUCGGCAGCCUUGUUUGCAUUGCAGAUUGCAAUUACGCGCGUUUUAAAUUACGCCCAGCGAAGGCCGGGGAAAAGAUAAACCACAGGUACACAGGUACACACGAAAAAGCAUUGGGGAAGCAACUUGAAUGAGUUGAGCUUCAAUCAGGCUGCGAAAUUGAAGAGAUGUCAGGGGUUAACGUGGCUGACCUUCUGGCCACGACAAUGACAUUGCCCAUAACAGCCGCAUCAACAGCAGCAGCAACAUUCGUUGCAGUGAGUGCCACAACAGCAGCUUCAACGAACAGCAGCAGCAGCAGCAACAGCAGCCACCUGCAACCUGCAACAUUAACUAGCCACAUUUCCACAGCAGCAGCAACAACGCCGACCAUUCUGCCUAUAACAUCGCAAUUUGUGGAUGCCUCGUUGACUUCGCUAUCACUGACAGCCACCUCGUCGUCCUUCUUGUCCUCGGAGUCCCCCUUUGAGUUCCUCGCCACAGUGGGGCCCAAUCUGACGGGCUCCAAUGGCAGUGAGAUUGUCGCGGAGCACCCCGAGGAGCUGGAGGAGAGUUGGAUGGAUCUGUCGAUUCUGCUGCUCAAAGGAUUCAUCUUCUCGUCAAUUAUCCUGGCCGCCGUGCUGGGCAAUGCGUUGGUCAUCAUCUCAGUGCAGCGCAAUCGAAAGCUGCGGGUGAUAACCAAUUACUUUGUUGUGUCGCUGGCGAUGGCCGACAUGCUGGUGGCCCUCUGUGCGAUGACAUUCAACGCCUCCGUGGAACUGUCCGGUGGAAAGUGGAUGUUCGGACCGUUCAUGUGCAAUGUGUACAACAGCCUGGAUGUUUACUUUUCCACGGCCAGCAUACUGCACCUGUGCUGCAUAUCGGUGGACAGAUACUACGCCAUCGUGCGUCCGCUGGAGUAUCCAUUGAAUAUGACACACAAAACGGUCUGCUUCAUGCUCGCCAACGUAUGGAUCCUGCCCGCCCUCAUAUCCUUCACGCCCAUCUUCCUGGGCUGGUACACCACGGAGGAGCACCUGCGGGAGGUGUCCCUGCACCCCGACCAGUGCUCGUUUGUGGUCAACAAGGCCUACGCCCUCAUCUCCAGCUCGGUGAGCUUCUGGAUACCCGGCAUCGUGAUGCUGGUGAUGUACUGGCGCAUCUUUAAGGAGGCGAUACGGCAGCGCAAAGCCCUCAGUCGCACCAGCUCCAACAUCCUGCUGAACAGCGUCCACAUGGGCCACACCCAGCAGCCCACCAACCUGAGCUAUCUGCAUCCCAGCGACUGCGAUCUCAACGCGACUUCCGCCCGCGAGGAGACGCACAGUGCCCUGAGCAACUUGGAGGACAUGCUGCAGCCGGCCACCGACGAGGACGACGACAGGGACGAGUGCGAUGAACUGCGAGUGCCGUCGCCACCGCCACGCCGCCUCAGCCGCAGCAGCAUCGACCUGCGGGACCUGGAGCAGGAGCGGUACGAGAAGGUCACCCACACGGACAGCGCCCCCUCCAUGAUGGCCCUGCAGCAGCAGCAGCCCACCCACAACCAGUUGCAGCCACCGGCGCCAGUGUUCAACCCGCAGAUAUGGACGGAGGGCAAGAUGAUGCCCUCGAAGGAGCUGGAGAAGGAGUAUCCCGGUCAUCCCACGGCGCCGCAGCAGCAGCUCAGCCUCACGAGCGGCAGUGGGAACAGCGAACCGGAGCCGGAGUCCACGGCCUACCGGGUCUUUGGCCUUAACAGCGACGAGAGCGAGUGCAACGACCUGUACGUGGAUAGCCACCUCCCGCUGGCCGAGGACAACAAGGAGCUGAAGCGCCUGAUCGAGGACAACUAUCUGUACUUCAAGCGGCAGACGGGCGGCACCAUCAUCAGUGGUCCUGGGGGCGGGAAGUACGCCGCCCUCAGCGAAACGGACUUCAUUCGGCUGAAAGCAGGAGCAGCGGCCUGCGGAAGGAAGGCCAUCGCCUCCAGCGAUUCGGAGUUCCUGCGGACCAUCAGCGAAUCCCGGGCCCUGCCGGAGCAACCGCUGCCCAGUGGCAAGGAUAAGGGCUUCAACAUCCUCUCCCUGCUAUCCAAGACGAAGCGCUCGAGCACCGAGUGCUUUGCGCUGGAGAAGAAGCGCCAGCAGGGCAACACGGGCUCCGAGGGAUCCAGCUUCUUUCGGCGCUCCCGGAACCGGAAGUUGUCGCACAGCUACAACGGAUGCGGCGGCGGCAAGGAACGCAAACUUGAGCGACGCCAGCGGCAGCACAGCGACACGGACUCCACGCCCAACAAGCCGGACAUCCUGCUGGACAUCAAUGUCCUGAGCGAGCAGUCAGGCGCCAGUGUGAUCCAACAGUUCAGCGAUGGAGUGCAGCUGAUCGACUUCAGCGAGGUGAAGACUCCGCCGGAGAGGAGGCGCAGCGAUGAUGAGCUGGCCCAGCUGGCCGAUUGCUUUGGGGAGUCGCCCCAGCAGCCGGCCACGCCGCCGCCAUCGUUGUCUCCUCCAGAGUUGCCGGAACCGAGUGGCCUGCUCAUCGCCAGCAGCUCGGAGCUGGCCGAGAUCUUUCGAUCCCUGAGCUUUCCGCUGGGCCGACCAGCUGGAGCUCCCCAGCGUUUGAGCACGCUGAGCGACCAGGUGUGCGCUAACUAUCUGAUGUCCCCACCGAACACACCGGCUCCCACGGCCCUGUCCAUGCCCAGUGGAGCUCCGAUGGACUCCUCUUCCUCGGCCAACGCGCAGUCGGCGUCCAUCAAUGUGUACUUCCUGUCGCCGCCGCCGCAUGCCGCCGGACCUGGUUAUACGCCCAGUGACGCCUCCACCGUGUCCCUGGAUGUGGUGACCAGCCUGCCCAUGCCCGUGCCAGUGCCCCAGCCAAAUCCCCAAAUGCCCUCGCAGCCGAGCAUAUCGCCCAAGCCGGAGAUCAUCCUGGACUCCACGCUGUCGCCCGUCGAAGGUUGUGGCGAUGAGCACCGGGAUGUCACGUCGCCGCUGUUUAAGCGCAAAGAUAGCGCGGGCGAGGCGGACGUGAGUGUUUCCGGCGGACUUGGAGUGGGUGGUGGCGGGGGAGGAGGCAAUGGACGCCAAGGACGCUGCAGCAUCCUGGCCGGCUACGAUGGCAUCCAGACCGUGCGCAAGCGACAGGCGUCCGUGGUGACCUACGACGUGAAUGUCAUCAACUUCUCGCAGGAGAACAGCGACAGUCGCAGCUACAUCCCCAUGGGCCGCGUUUCCACCAGUUCAGCAAGCGGCUCCGUGCGACCGGCCAAAGGAUGGAAGGCCGAACACAAGGCCGCCCGCACCCUGGGCAUCAUCAUGGGCGUCUUUCUGCUCUGCUGGCUGCCCUUCUUUCUGUGGUAUGUCAUCACAUCGCUCUGCGGUCCGGCCUCCUGUCCCGAUGUUCUGGUCGUGGUGUUAUUCUGGAUCGGUUACUUCAACUCGACGCUGAAUCCGCUUAUAUAUGCCUACUUUAAUCGCGAUUUCCGCGAGGCAUUCCAAACGCUGGAGUGUGUGCUGCCCUGUCUGGAGAAACGAAAUCCCUACAACGCCUACUACGUCUAGACCGGAUAGCGUCUGCAUUCCAACAUUCCAACAUCCCGACAACCAAACAUCCCAACACCCCUGCGAUAUGGAACAAUGCCCCUAUAAGUGAUAUUUAAUACUUGAGUGAAUCGUUAUACCAAAGGAAGAAAAACAAAGCAAAGGAAAACAAGGCCAACGGCAAUACCAGAAGGAUUCUAGCUGGCAAAAUCCUUGGAGCUAAGCAAUACUCAAUGUGUGUUUAUGUAUACGUGUACAAUUUCGUUUAAGCAACGAUAGGGAAUUUAAAUUAAAGUUGUGUUCUGAGCCCGCCAAGCAGCGGUUGCUGGGUCUCUGCUGCCCCGGAACCAUACUAUCCAUAUAUAAGUGUUGUUUGUCCAACUAAACAGGAGAUAUACGUAAAUGAUAUACAUAUGAAAGAAUAAAACCAAUUAGAAAGCGCGCGACUUUAUGCAUAGAGAAAUUCCAAUUUCAAAUGAAAUGUUGUCAAAUGAGUUGUAAGAAACAUGUAAGGUCACUUCGGCUUGUCGGAGAUAAGACACUUUUUCCAUAGAUUAUACGAUAUUAAUUUGUGAUACAUUUUUCUGAGCAGUUAUAACUGCCUUAGUUCUUGGUUCUCAAGAUUACAGACCACAUUUUAAGAUACACAGAUAUUAAUUUAUGUUGUAAAUCAUAAUAACAAAAGAAAUAUUUGGCAUAACUCUUCAUCAGCAAGUUUAUUUAGUACAAAUUUAAAGUCAUAUUAUUUCAGAAAUCUUAUCAAAGAACCAGAAAUCAUGGAAAAAGUGCAAUGCCAUAAUCUUACCUAUAGCUUUAAGUAUCAUAUGUAACCUAGAAAACUAGCAAACCAAAUCUACAUAAUCGAGUUAAAUGAAAUUGAUAAUUAUAAAUUACGCAAUCGAAAUUAUGUAAAGAAAAAAUAGAGAAUGAAAGGGAAUUGUCUAGGUGACGUUAGGAAUUUUCAAGCAGAAAGACAAUCUACCAAUGAGUAAACAAGAAUGAACUUUGAGCAACCAAAAUUGGCAAGCUGUAGGAAAUCUCGCUGUUCGCUGUAAAAUCGAUUCACUUAUUUCAAUUUAGUUAGUUGGAUCCCCCUCUCUCCUGAGUUGCGACGACUUUUGUGAUAGUAAAGGAAAUUGAUUGUAUUUCUAGUUGAAUUGGUUUGCGUUGAGCAAGUAAUGCAUCCCGUCUAAGAAUCUUAGAAUCUGUACGAUGUAUGUGCGUGUGUCUAGGUAUGUAAGGCCAUGUAUCGCUAUGUAUUUAAAUGUACUUGCUGAACUAAACUAUUGCAAAUUAAAGUGUGAAAAUAACGUGUUUUAAAAGCUGUUUAAAAUCUAUGUCAAUAAAUGGUCACAUCAGGAAAA
This is a messenger RNA of Drosophila suzukii, 6013 nucleotides long. RefSeq names its product Octopamine beta3 receptor (gene Octbeta3R). Gene Ontology annotation, biological process: adenylate cyclase-activating adrenergic receptor signaling pathway. Gene Ontology annotation, molecular function: octopamine receptor activity. The record is from RefSeq and is a predicted model, not a curated record. Lineage: Eukaryota; Metazoa; Arthropoda; Insecta; Diptera; Drosophilidae. Gene Ontology annotation, cellular component: plasma membrane.